AUGCCGCAGAACGAAUAUAUGGAGCAGCACCGUAAACGCUUCGGCGAGCGUCUGGAUGCCGCCGAACGCAAGCGGAAGAAGGCCGCACGUAUGCCUCACGAGCGAUCAAAGACAGCGCGUAAACUACGGGGAAUAAAGGCAAAGAUAUUCAACAGGAAGCGUUUUGUAGAGAAGGCUCAGAUGAAGAAAACCAUAAAACAACAUGAGGAGAAAGAAGGCAAGCAGAAGGAGCCGGAGACCGUGCCGGAAGGCGCAGUUCCUUCUUACUUGUUGGACAGAGAAGGUGUUUCGCGAACUAAGCUGCUGACAAAUAUGAUUAAACAGAAGAGAAAAGAAAAAGCCGGAAAGUGGCAAGUGCCCAUUCCCAAGGUCAAAGCCAUGACCGAAGAAGAAAUGUUUAAAGUACUCCGAACAGGGAAGAGGAAGAAGAAGAUGUGGAAGCGCGUGAUAAACAAGGUGUGUUUCGUGGGGGAGGACUUCACGAGAAAACCGCCGAAGUUUGAACGAUAUAUCCGUCCAACGGGUUUGCGAUUUAAGAAGGCGCAUGUGACGCACCCAGAAUUGAAGGCAACAUUUCAGUUAGACAUCGUGAAAGUCAAGAAAAAUCCCCAGUCUCAGCUUUACACCUCCCUUGGGGUUAUCACCAAAGGUACCAUCAUAGAGGUGAACGUUAGCGAGUUGGGAUUGGUGACGCAGACAGGCAAAGUAGUUUGGGCCAAAUACGCACAAGUCACCAACAACCCCGAGCUAGACGGAUGCAUCAACGCGGUUCUUCUGGUUUAA
This is a messenger RNA of Eimeria mitis, 783 nucleotides long. Its product is annotated as TGF-beta-inducible nuclear protein 1, putative. The record is from RefSeq and is a predicted model, not a curated record. Gene Ontology annotation, cellular component: preribosome, large subunit precursor; nucleolus. Gene Ontology annotation, biological process: maturation of 5.8S rRNA; maturation of LSU-rRNA. NCBI's taxonomy places the organism in Eukaryota, Apicomplexa, Conoidasida, Eucoccidiorida, Eimeriidae. The coding region runs from base 1 to 783 and encodes 260 amino acids. The transcript is spliced from 5 exons.